This is a messenger RNA of Solea senegalensis (Senegalese sole), 1593 nucleotides long. It is a transcript of the gene znrd2, whose product is annotated as zinc ribbon domain containing 2. The transcript has 4 exons. Lineage: Eukaryota; Metazoa; Chordata; Actinopteri; Pleuronectiformes; Soleidae. The record is from RefSeq and is a predicted model, not a curated record. The coding region runs from base 69 to 758 and encodes 229 amino acids.
UUCUCUGAGCAGCGGCGAAGAAGAAAACUCUGCCGUCAUCGCGCACAACGUGUUAGCACCGAAGCAACAUGGCUUUGAAUGGAGAUGACGAGGACUUUGAGUGGGAGCCUCCGACAGAUGCAGAGUUAAAGGUCAUCCAUGCUCAACGGGAGCGACAAGACAAAAUCAGCAAGCUGAUGGGAGACUACUUGCUCAAAGGAUACAAGAUGCUGGGGGACUGCUGUGAUGUGUGUGGGACUAUUCUUCUCCAGGACAAACAGCAGAAAAACUACUGUGUGUCAUGUCAGGAGCUGGACUCUGAUGUUGACAAGGACAACCCUGCUCUUAACGCACAGGCAGCGUUGUCCCAGGUGAGAGAAAGGCAGCUUGCAGCCCAGUCUCCUGCACCGUCCCAGGUCCCCGAAGUCAACGGAGGCCCCGGCAGCAGCCAGGCAAGCGCUUUAGUUCCUCAGCCCAGACCCGAGCACUGUGAGGGGGCUGCCGCAGGUGGAAGAGCCUCCCUGCUUCCACCUGCCAUGCCAUCUCCUCCACCUCCUCCUGCCGCUGCAGUCCUGGCACCAGCUCGUCCUCCAGUUAGUCCACAGAGCCCCGCUGCCCGACCUGUGUUGCAAGACGCUGAGGAGGCUGUUCUUACCAAACUUCGUUGGGCCACCACCCAGCUACAGAGCUCAGCCUCCUUAGAGGCAAGCAUCCAGCUCUGCAGCCUCAUCUCCAGCUGUGCCAACUCUCUGCGCAGCCUCAAGGAGCUCAGCCAGUAAUCGCCAUGGACUGGUUGAAACCCUGGAGUGAUGGGAAUGCUGUUUUUUUUAAUUUGCCUCUGUCUUGGAAUACUGACUCUGGUUCGCUGGUUUGCAGAAACUCCCUUUGACUGAAUCCUUGCAUUGAGCUGAAUUCAAAAUUGAUCAGGAAGAAAAAUGCGUUUGAUGGGAUGUAAGUGCAGUUUUAGUUACUCCUGAGUUGAUGUAACUGCACCGCAGCAGAAAUAGCAUAUUAUGUGGUCUCUUAAUAUGUUCAUUUGACUGUUAUUGUCAACUUGUAAGUUAUGAUUUAUGAUUAUAAACACAAGAUAUUUGUCAAGGCACAUUAGUUGUUGGUAUUGCUUUAAAAUAUCUGACUAAUAAGAAGUUUGAAUAAGGCUUAGUCUGUAUUUUACAGAUAAAUAACAGUAAUAUUCUGUAAAUUUAUAAUUCAAAAUGGCUUCAUGUACCAGAUAUCUAGGACAGUUUUUUUUCUUCUUUGAUUGUUCUCUGUUAACAUGAUGAAACGCGCAGAUACAUUUUUCUAUUUGCUGCUCAGUCUGAUGCUCGGACAGUCUCCGUUUCACUGGUGGUACAAAGCUUAUCGCUGUGUGCAGGCAGUUCUUAGGAUUUUAUUGUAAAUAUCUUUGAUGCAUGGUGGUGUUUAUGGUCAGUUUGUUCACUGAUGCUCAGAUGGGACGAGUACAACGUUCAGAAUUAAGACGCCUUGUUGCUUUAUUCACAAAAGUCAAAUGAGCACUGUUAGACUGCACUUCAUAUUAGAAAAGUCAAGUUCAGUGUUAUUCAAAGCUGUCGUUUUUCUAAUGAUGUACCUGAAUAAAGCUUUGCCACUUCA